Messenger RNA from Manis pentadactyla (Chinese pangolin), 4912 nucleotides. Its product is annotated as dual specificity tyrosine-phosphorylation-regulated kinase 2-like. The coding region runs from base 398 to 769 and encodes 123 amino acids. Lineage: Eukaryota; Metazoa; Chordata; Mammalia; Pholidota; Manidae. The transcript is spliced from 3 exons. The record is from RefSeq and is a predicted model, not a curated record.
CGCGCGCGCGGGAGAGAAAGCCAGUGUGCGCGGGCGCCCGGGCGCCCGCGAUCACGGGAGGAGGCUCCGAGCGUGUGGGUCCUGGCGGCGCAGCCCGCUCCUCCGCGCCCUAUGUGAGGGAAUCAGGGAGGCCAGCGGCGCGCAGGGAAGGGCGAUGCAUGUGCUCGGGCCGGGGGUUGCUGCAGCCGCCCGAGGAAGAGGAGGACGGCGGCGGCGGCGAGGAGGAGAGCGCGGGGCUCGCGGCGGCGAGCCCGGGCCGAGGGGAUACAGCGGACUGUGUGUGUCUGGCUGUAGCGGACGCGAGGCGGCGAGGAGGCGCGGGAGACCCGCGAAAGGGACGACGAGGCGGCGGCGGCGGAGACUGCAGCCCUGAAAUGCAUUUUCUCCUCCAGCGGCCAUGUUAACCAGGAAACCUUCGGCCGCCGCUCCCGCCGCCUACCCGACGGGCCAAGGAGGGGACAGCGCCAUUCAUCAGCUUCAGUCUUCCCCCGGGGCUCGGCGCGGGGCCCCUCGGACCGGAGUGGGGACCGGCCCGCCCUCCCCCAUCGCCCUGCCGCCUCUCCGGGCCAGCAACGCUGCCGCCGCAGCCCACACGGAGCACGCUAGAUGCGGAGAGUUACAUAUGGCCGGCUGUUUGCUGACACUCUCGCUCUCCUUCUCCCAGCUUAGAGCCGCCGAGGAAGUGCCUGUCAGGCAGUGGCUCCGUGUCCAAACUCCUCGUCUCUCUAGGAGCAGCCUUGUGACUGUUUCUCCUCGGUGGAAUGAUUGAAGUCACUUCUUACCAAAGCUCUUAAGAAGCAGAUGUGCUCACUCUACAUCUCUUUUCCCUUCUGUGGGCAAGGUCCUAAAAGAUGUUCAUUUUUUUUUGGAUGUCAGACUUUAAAAAUUGCAGGGGUCUGAAUCACUGAAUCACUUCAUGAAGGAAUAUAUGAUGGCAAGAAAAUGUGCACUGGACUGUCAUAUGAGCAAGAAAUAAAAAUUAUUGGGUUAAGCCACUGAAAUUUUAGAAUUUUUUUGUUAAUCUAGUCAUUCAAAUUAAUUACCUAAUUAAUAUUUUGUUUUCAUAGAUAUGUUGCUUGAAUUUAAUUAAUCCUUUGUUAUACCUGUGUUUCCCAAAUUAUGCUAAUUAAUCCAAUAUUUAGUCUUUUCUAUUUUGCCCCAAUUACCUUAAUUAAUUCAAAUAUUUUAAAGUUUACUUUCUAAUUAAUACAAUUUUUGUUUUUAUAGCUAUAAAAAAAUUAAUAAAAUUUUGCAUUUGUAUCUUUUUAAAGAAAGUAUAUCUGAAAUAUAUAAUGUCAGCAUUGACCUAUGAAUUAUUUUUUUCACAGAGGAGUAGGUUUUGAAAUUUUCCAUGUUGAUAACAGGUAUGAUAUAUAUAUAUAUAUAUGUAUAAAAAUAUGUAUAAAGAUAAAUAUAUACAUAUGUAUAUAUGUAUAAAAUAAAGUCACUUAUAAAAUGUAUAAAAAUAGAUUAUUUCUCUUAACUUAUAUAGAAUUCUAUUUUAUGAAUAUUAGUCAUGGUAUUUAUUCAUUUCUAAUGAAUAUUUAGGUGGCUUUCUUUUUCCUUUGUGUUAUGCUGUCAUAAAUUCUAUUAUGCUUUCCAAUACACAUGAAUAGCUUUCUACAGUUUCCUUGAGCAUAAAUGCAAGAACCAUUCCAGGAUAUAUGCCUAUAUUUAGAAUUCCAUUUUAAUGUUUUAUUGCCAUAUUGCAAUAUCCAAAAUGCUUGUUCCAGUUUAUUUCUCCAGCAAUGUAUAGUGUUCCCAUUUCCCUGCAUCCUUGCUAACAUCACCAUUCUUGAUAAUUUCAUGGUGAUUCUUGUUCGAAUUUUCAUUUUUCAAAUAGCUGAGUAUUUUGUUAGUCUAUUUGGUUUUCCUCUUACGAUUAUUAUCUGUUCAUAUUCUUUGUCCAUUUUCUGUGGGCUUAUUCUUCAUUUUCUAGUAGAUUUUUGAAGGUUUCAAAAAUAUUCUGUGUAUGAAUUUGGUUACCUCUGUCUUUUGUGUCUCUUACUUCAAUGUUGAUUAUGUGUUUUUAUUGACUAUACACUUUUAAUUUUGAUGUAAAAUUUAUCAAAUGUGUUUUUAUCAUUUUUCUUUUUGAUUUUUAUAAAAGAAAAUCUUCCUUACCACCAGUAUUAUGAAUUUAUUUCUAUAUUUUCUUCUAAUGUGUAAAAUUCUAUAUUUUACAUAUAUAUCUUAAUCUAGCUGGGCCUUGUUAAGGUAGAGAUCUAUAUUUUUUCCAUGUAGAACACCAACAAUUGAAUAAGUCUUCAUUUUGUCUCUGAUUUGUAAUGCUGUCCCCACCACUGUCUAGCUGUGUGACUUGGUCAAGUUAAUGUGUCUGUAAAAUGGUAAUAAUAAUACUUUCCUCAUAGGGUUAUUGUGAGUUAUAAAUUAUGUGUGUAUUUAUGUGUGCAUAUGGUUACUACUAUGUAUAAGUCAUUAUUGCAUUAUGUCAUAUUGAUGAUCCUAUUCUUUGGAAGUAAGCAUUUACUUAAAAGUAAGCAUUUACUUAAAAAUCAUUAGAUGAAGAGCAUAUAAUUUUAGGGGCAGUGUAUAUUUUCAUGAUCUAUCAGCCCAAGAGUUCGUCCCUUCAAGAGCCAGCACUUUAAUCUUGCCCUGCUCAUUUGACAUAAAGGAAGCACAGUUUGACAGAGAAAAUACAUAUAAACUACAUAAAAAUCUGUUGUGUACAGAAACACUGUAAGCAUGAUAAUUUCUUUAAAGAAAUAUUUUUCUUUAGCAUAAAUGAAAAUAGCAGUUGACACAAUGUCAAAAUGCCCAGCCCUUCAAUUUCAGAAGCACUAAGAGAAGCCAGCAAUUAAUUCUGAAUUUGACCCAGUGGUGGAAAUUACAGAUGGAGAAGACACCAUUCAGAAAAAUUGGGCUCAUUUGACUCUUCCUUUUUUAAGAAUAAAGAUGUGAACCUAGGUCUAUCUGCCUUCAAAAAUGAGCUCUAACUAUACACUUGUAUAGGAAGAAAGGAAGAUCCCCACUUGUGUAUAGAAUGUGAAAAUUACACGAGAUGAUGCAUCAGAAGGAUUUAGGUUUGAGUCCUGCCUGUGUGGCUAACAGACCUGUGACCUUGCCUACUUUGCUUCUCACUAAAUUGGGAACAACAACAAUGACCUUCUAAGGUUGUUGGGAAAAUUAAGAUAAUAGUUGUGAUGCUCUUGACAUGUCCAGUGCCUAUCAAUGUUAGUUUUUAUCUUCUUUCCUGAGAAAUCAUGUAGCCUGUAUGAUUAGCAAUUAGAUUAAACUAUCUCCAGCUUCUUUGUGCAAAUCAUUUCUACAGGAAAAUUGGGCUUAUUUGAUUCUACCAUUUUUAAGAAUAAAAAAUUGCAGCAAAAUAAAGGAUGACUGAGACUUGGAGACAGAAAUAGCAGCCUAAUUCUGAGCACAUAUAAACACACAUGUGCAUGUGCGCACACACAUCUGCUGUCCUAGAUAUUGUCCCUCGACUCAGUCCUAGGUUCUGUUUCUUUAUUAGAUCUCAUUCCCAGAUUACUGAAAUGUCAGGCCUGGAAUGAUUCAAACUUUAGCCAGUAUCAAAAAUUCUAGAAUGACAAGACAAUGUCAUGGUAUUAUGUUAUGAUGUUAUAUUUAUGGCAUAACUUAAUUAUAGGUACUAGCAAACAGGUGUGGAAAGUAUUUGAAGAGAAGUUUCCCUGUCAUACAUAUGAAAAUACAAUUUUAAAACUCCUCUUUAGUCAAGAAUAAACUUGGGAUGGUUGCCCUGACUCAGGUCACAGGGAGCCUCAGUUAUACCUCAAGAUCCAGUGUGAUCCAAGAGACAGUAUUUAGAGUAUAAAGCCAGCAGGAUAGUCUAAAUAUGGGAUGAUGACUGUCAGCCCGAUUUGUAUUCUCGGAGAACACAGUGCACAUCAUUUCAGAAUUACAAACUUGUGAAAUGGAACGUUUUAAAGAAUUACAAACUUGUAAUAAAUAAUACAAACUUGUAAUAAAAAAGCAGAAUACCUGCUAACUGCUUCAGGAAUCGUAAACCACAAUCUGAGGUAAAUUGCCCAAGCAGCAAUAAUGAGAUUUUUUAUGGAUGCUGAAGCAAAAAAACUUCUGAGCCUGUGUUUGCACUCAGUGAUAUGUAUAUUUUUGGGGACAUUUCUGAUGAGUUAGAUCACAUUUGCAUGUCAGAGUUGCAGUUUUUGCAUACAGCACAGGUGAGUUCACAGCUGAUUUUUUAGACAUUUAUUGCAAGUAUUAUGUCACUUUAUAACCACAGCUCUUUCAGCUGAAAUCCAGUUUAUACAUAUUCAGUGUACAUUUCUCUUUUUCAUUUAGGAGUCCCCCGAAUUGGAAUUGGAACUCUGUGUGUGUAUGUGUGUGAGUAAUUUUUAGCUAAAUACAAAGAGAAUGUCUUUCAAUAUAUUUCAUGUGACUAGGUACACUAAAGGCGCAGGAAAGGGUUACCUAGUGGAGGCUUGAGGCCAGGUAAUGAUGUGCUGCCAGGAAGCGUCAGUGUUUCAGUUUACGUGGUAAUUCCAUUUUCAGGUGGGGCACCAAAAUGGGGAUUGCUUUCCUAGUAAAAGGCUUGGAUUAUAGUUUCACUCAUCAAUAAUGUGAGUACUGAAUAAUAAGAAAUUGGUGAUUUUGCCAGGAGUUGGGAGAAAAUAAGCACCAUUAGAAAUGCAAUGGACUGUUUUUAAUGAGCAAGUUGAGCAAGUACAUCAUUACAGGUGGAAAACAAGGACCCUGAUCUUCAUAAGGUGGAAACAUCAUGAAACACAAGAGGAAUCAGAAGGAUGGGGAUGAUGCACAAAGAGAGAGGAUACAGGCAGCAUCUGCGUCCCAACAGAGACUGAGCUUUCCUCUGUGACACGCGCUCCACUGUGUACCAUUCAGGGUAGUCUGUGUAUUAAGUAGCCAUUUAGUAAAUAUAUAUAUUUAGUUAAGUAUA